This is a messenger RNA of Diaporthe amygdali, 1110 nucleotides long. RefSeq lists its product as uncharacterized. The transcript is spliced from 3 exons. Lineage: Eukaryota; Fungi; Ascomycota; Sordariomycetes; Diaporthales; Diaporthaceae. Bases 1 to 1110 code for a protein of 369 amino acids. The record is from RefSeq and is a predicted model, not a curated record.
AUGGGAAUCCUGACGCCCAGGGAAAGCGCACAAGGACUGGAUGUGAUCGAAUCGUCGAGACUGACAUAUUUUCCCAUAACGCUCUGGGAUAUACGAGUCAUCGCGGUUCUCUGGACACUGUUCUUCGUCACCGGAAUUUUCGUCAUCCUUCGCUUGUUCUCACGUGUCAAGAUACUCCAAUUCUACGCCAUCGAAGACUAUCUAUACAAUGUUGCCUUUACGCUUCUUCUCGCAUACAAUGGCCUCAUCACGUUUUACUCCUACCACGGACUUGGUAGUCAAUUGCCAGAAUAUCUGACGACAAGCGAUGUUACCCUCAUCGUCGCCUUUGAGAAUGUUCUUUUCGAUCUCGCCAGCAUAGGCCUCGUCGUUGCGAAAAGCUCACUCGUGGUCUUCCUGAUGCGCCUUGCACCUCAGCAUCAGUCUCCUUGGAAAUGGAACGUACUCAUCGUUCUCCCUAUUACGCUCCUCGGCAUUGUCACCUUUGGGGCAAUAAUGGCGAUGUGGGCGAGAUGUUUUACCGCCCUUGCUGGAACGACUCUCUUGUGCUCCAGUGUCAUUCCCGCCAUGCACUGGAUGCAAGUGGCAGCAGGGUUCAGUGUUGCGAUCGAUUUGUGGUACGCGGCGAUGCCAUGGUAUCUCCUGCGCCGCCUGACGAGGCCGAAGAAGGAAAAGAUCCUGAUCCAAGGGAGCAUGAGUCUUGGCGUUAUCGCUGCUGGCUGUGGCAUCGCAAGAGCGUUGACUAUCUACGCAGCGGUGAACAACUUGCAGGAAAACUCAGUACUUUACCUCUGGCAUGGUGCGGAAAUGGCAGUGACAAUGAUCUGCAUCGGCCUGCCUGUUAGCAAGCCAGCCUAUAUCAGCAUUAUACACGCAUGUGGUAUGCGAUCCCGCAAAUCGAAGAACAGCAAUUUGUACCCGUCUUAUGCCGGUACCUACAGACAGGCGCGAGAGCGCGCGAACGGCGAGCCAGAUACAUGGUCUCAGCGGGAGAUAUUAACCGACACGAACGCGAUGGCCACAAAGGAGUCAUUUUCUUUGACCAAUAUAGGCAAGACAGGCAUCACAGUGACAAAGACUGUGGAUGUCACCCAACAGUCUCCUGUCUGA